This is a messenger RNA of Oncorhynchus keta (chum salmon), 2363 nucleotides long. RefSeq names its product nicotinamide nucleotide adenylyltransferase 3 (gene nmnat3). Gene Ontology annotation, molecular function: nicotinate-nucleotide adenylyltransferase activity; nicotinamide-nucleotide adenylyltransferase activity. NCBI's taxonomy places the organism in Eukaryota, Metazoa, Chordata, Actinopteri, Salmoniformes, Salmonidae. Bases 259 to 1053 code for a protein of 264 amino acids. The record is from RefSeq and is a predicted model, not a curated record. The transcript has 5 exons. Gene Ontology annotation, biological process: NAD+ biosynthetic process. Gene Ontology annotation, cellular component: mitochondrion.
GGACUAGGUAGCUACUAGUCUCGCGUUGCCAUACCUCAAAGGUUCUCAACGAUGCUGGGUAGCAAGAAAAGACUAGCUAGUUGUUGAAAAUAGUUUUGACUGUUAUUGUAGCUGAAUAACCAGUCGCGUUUUCCGGCAUGUGCAGUUUAAAUUAGAACAAAUUAAAACUAUCAUAGAAGUUGUACGUGAGGGGUCUCCGGUGUCGCCUUGCGAGACUACCUUGUUCUGUGGGGGUGACCAUGGUUUGAGACAACAAAGAUGUCUGCCCGCAUUCCGCUGGUCCUCCUGGCCUGCGGCUCCUUCAACCCCAUCACCAACCAGCACAUGCGGCUGUUCGAGCUGGCCAGGGAUCACCUGCACCAGACAGGUCAGUUCCAGGUGGUGGGCGGGAUUGUGUCUCCGGUGAGUGACGGCUAUGGCAAGCAGGGCCUGGUGUUGGCCAAGCACCGCAUCGCUAUGGCGAGGCUGGCACUGCAGAGUUCAGACUGGGUCUCCGUUGACGAUUGGGAGAGCCAGCAGCCCGACUGGACAGAGACAGUGGUCACAAUGAGGUACCAUUAUGGUCGGAUACUGAAGCAGUACCAAGAGGGCACAGGGAAGGACAGUGGUCCAACCACAAACCCCCAUCAUCUCACAAGCUCCUCUCCCAGGCUGAAGCUGCUGUGCGGAGCUGACUUCCUGGACACCUUCAAGGUGCCGGGCCUGUGGCUGGACGACCACGUGGAGGAGGUGGCGAGCCGCUUCGGCCUGGUCUGUGUCAGCCGGGGGGGCCUGGAGCCCGAGCUCGCCGUGCACGAGUCGGAGACACUUUCACGGCAUUGGCGAAACAUCUUCCUAGUGCGCGAGUGGGUCCGCAACGAGACCAGCGCCACGGAGGUCCGGCGGGCCCUGAGACGAGGCCUCAGCGUCAAGUACCUCCUCCCAGAUUCUGUCAUCAAGUAUAUCCACCAGCACAACCUCUAUACCGGGGAUAGUGAGCUGAAGAAUAAGGAUGUGCUAUUGAGGCCGCUUACCAAGCAGACAGAGAUGCCUGUGAAAACUAUGGAUGAUUAACUGAGAGACUGCCAUUGGCCUUCAUUGAUGGAAGCAAGCAUAUAAUGUGCCAAUAGCAGAUACAUCUACUGACUGUGCAAGAACAGGCAAUGUGGCCCAUAACUAGUUCACUUCUGUCAUCUCAGUUGAAUAUGUGGCACACCACACGCACAAUGUUUUUCCAUCAGUGGGUGCCUUUUUUAUGAGCAGAUUUAUACACAUUUGUUAGUGUUGGCAAACUUGAUGUAAUAGCAAAGACAUUUGUGCAGCAGUGCAGAUGUCUCGAGAGACCAGAUAAGAAUUGUGGUUGACACAGUGGAUUGUAGUAAGCUGAACUAGUUUAGGAUGCUCCUAAACUAUUGCUGACAUGUAAUCUGUUUUGGAAGAGAUGCGAUCAUCACCCCCAACAGCCCGUAGAUACAGUGUGGGUAUGUGCUGGUUGGCUAGUCUACAUGAUCAGAUUAUUAUGGAUAAGAGCGAGAAUAUUUUUUGGGGCAAAAGGCAGUCAAGCAUCGAUCAUCAUGACACCAGAAUAAGAUCCUCGAUAUUUAUUGGAAAUUACCAUCAAGCUCAUCACCGUGCACUUUCAACACCCUGUAAAGCUCAUCACCGUGCACUUUCAACAGGUCUAUGGGCCAGAAGGUUGAGGGUUCACCGAGAGGAACCACAGAGGAGCUCACUCUCCCUGCACGUUUUAUCACUGGUAGGCCUGAAACAUUCUUCCUCACCUCAAGUUCAACUGUCUGAGUCAGUUGGAGCAACUGCCUUCAUAUCAUAGGCUUGCAGUAGCUAAAGCUUAAUAAUAACCACACCAAACCUUCACAAAAGUUUGUAAACUUGAGUGUAAUAUCAAAAGUCAAGCCAUUGUUUAUAGGGAAUAUAAAGUAAGAACAGGCCAUUAUAUUGCAGCAAACACCAUAAGUUGGAACUUAAUUUGGCCUAAGAAAAUGUCUCAACUGAAUGAAAUACAACAAUUGUUAACUGGUUUAAACCUUAUUGCUGUAAUUACCAACAAAGGCAAGUGCAUACUAUACACAACAAAUUACAGAAAUAGAAUCAUAUAUAUCAUAUACAGACCUACAUAUAACCUAGCUUAAACUAAAUAUGGAGCACACAAUUAAAAAGACUGAUAAAAUGUAAUUUAGCCAAUAAAUGUCUCAACAGAAUUAAACAAACAGGUUUUGCAUAUUUAAAAUAAAUAAUAAAAAAGUGUUCUAUUAAAUACAUUUACAUUUACAUUUAAGUCAUUUAGCAGACGCUCUUAUCCAGAGCGACUUACAAAUUGGUGCAUACACCUUAUGACAACCAGUGGAACAGCCACUUGCAUCUAA